AUGGCCCAUGUUGAGAAGCCUAUCCGCAUAGCACCAUCGCUUCUGCUUUUUCCUCAAUCCAAGGCUGUCAAGGAUAUCUACUGGGAUUCGAAAUGCAAUAACAAAGCUUCCCUUUACGGUUCCGGUGCACUUGGCCCACCGCACCUAUUCUCGACCAUUGAUGGGAGUGUGCAUAAGUCCUUGAGAAAAGCCCUCGGCGGUCCAUCGUGGUCCGUAGGUGGAUUGAAGAACAAUUGGGAACCACGAAUAGACGCACACAUUCAACUUUUUGUGCAACGGAUGGCCGAAUUUGCCGAGAAAAAUCAGGCAGUUAUUCUCUCCGACAAAGUAGCAGAGUUCGCGGCCGAUAUCAUGACGCUAGUCUGUUUCACCAACCCCUGGGGCUUCGUCGACAACAGUCGUGACGAGCGCAACAUGCUCAAAAGUUGGCGAGAGGGAUUAGUCUUCUUCGGGUUUGCAGGUCGUUUCCGCUUCUUUCGGGAUGUGAUUCUGAAAGGCUCGCUGGGUAAAUAUUUUCUACCAGAGACAAGCGAUGACAACGGCAUGGGAUACUUGAUGAGGCAAGCAGACAGGGAGGUCUCUGGUCGGGAGCAGCGCAUGUCGCAAGAGGACUUUUCCCAGGAAAGACCAGACUUUUUGCAACUGUGCCUCGAGGCACGGAUGGACGGAAAGCCAUUGACGGCGAUGCAGAAGCGCGCGCACGUAACGCUGCUCAUUCAAGCCGGCGCGGAUACGACCGGAACGGCGCUCGGCAGUACCAUCCGAUUCCUUCUGACCCAUCCGGCCGUGUUCGCACGUGUAAGAGCCGAGUUAGCAGCUGCCGCCGACGCCAAACUUCUCAGCACACCCAUCCAAUUCGAAGAGACAAGGGCACACUUGCCCUACUUUGUGGCAUGUAUCAAGGAGUCUCUGAGACUUCACCCGCCCGCGACGAACUUGUUCGGCAGAGUGGCGCCGUCCCCGGAUGGUAAAGUCGUGGACGGUACCUGGGUACCCGCUGGCGCAGAAAUCACGAGCAAUUCGUACGUCGUUCAACGGGACCCUCAUCUGUAUGCCCCGGACCCAGAGGUAUAUCGACCAGAGCGGUGGCUUGAGGACGAGGGAAAUUCCAAGGAGCAUAUCAGCGAGAUGGAUGCUUCUGCUUUUGUGUUUGGCGUUGGGCCUAGAGUCUGUCUGGGAAAAGACCUUGCCAUCAUGGAGUUGUACAAGCUGCUCCCAGAGACUUUUCGGCAGUUUGACUUUGAUAUGAAGGAAGAGGGAGAGUUUGUGGUUGUCGGGGGUAUUGCCUACAACGAACGGUUUGUUGUUCAGCUGAAGCCGCGAAGGGAAUAG
Colletotrichum costaricense is the source of this 1332-nucleotide messenger RNA. Its product is annotated as cytochrome P450 17A1. Gene Ontology annotation, molecular function: heme binding; monooxygenase activity; oxidoreductase activity, acting on paired donors, with incorporation or reduction of molecular oxygen. The record is from RefSeq and is a predicted model, not a curated record. NCBI's taxonomy places the organism in Eukaryota, Fungi, Ascomycota, Sordariomycetes, Glomerellales, Glomerellaceae. The coding region runs from base 1 to 1332 and encodes 443 amino acids. The transcript is spliced from 5 exons.